AUUUUUAAACAUUCGUAAAAGUUAUUGCUCAGUGGUUGCCGACUUUUCAUUGGCUGGAUUUUAACUCGUAUACGAAGAAUAGUACAUUUAUUGAAACUAAAAACUCCAUUCUGUCUCACUCACCCAUAUAUCCGGUAAGUGGGUUGAUGGACGAUAGUAAACAGUGAAACGAGCCCGGAAAGGAUGGUUGCUCAGGACAUAAAGCUAGAAUACGAUCGCAGAGCGAACAUGUUUGGACAAAAUCCAAAUUUUGCGACAUCGUCAGCUUGGCCUCAGCAGAGCUCUACGCAGAGCUCAGCGUCAUUCGCAGUGCAACCCUCUGUCAUUGAUAGCGGCUCGUUUUUGAAUGCUUCGCUGCAGAAUUCGAAUAAUGCCUACUCUCCAAACAUGUCUUUCAGCAAUAAUUCUGGUUUGUUGUUGUCUAGUCAGGCACAUAUGGGUUUCCCAAUGGCUGACCAUAUUCCAUCCACCUCUACCCAGAAUCCUCAUAGUGGUGCUGUCAUUACGCAUCAACAGAGUACUGUGAACAAUGCUCACAAUCGCUCUUUACAACGUGAAUCCGCCACUUCUCCUUUGAGAAAACUAAGCGUUGAUUUGAUCAAAACCUACAAAGGCAUCAAUGAGAGUUAUUAUGCACGAAAGGCGAAAAGGCGGCAUGAGCAAGAGCAUCAUACACAUGGACUUCAUCCAACAGCUCUAUCUGAACAUCAUCAUACUGCUCCACCACCCAAACAGGCCAUUUCACUCAAUCAACAAAUUGCUUCAAAUUUGAUACAGCAAAACCAUUCACAGCAAAUUCAACAUUCGAUGUUUUCGCAAGCUGCUGCGAUCCCUUCACUGUUGCAUCAUUUGCAUCUGCAGGUUGUCGAAAAUCCCCGUUCUGGAAGUCAUAAUAACGGUUAUGACGAUGAAAAUCAUGACUAUAUCAUACAUCCUGGUGAACUUUUCAACAAUAGAUAUCAGAUUGCAUGUCAUCUUGGUAAAGGCUCUUUUGGACAAGUUGCAAAAGCGUAUGAUACUUUGGAGCAGCAGGACGUCGCUAUAAAAAUUAUUAAAAAUAAAAACCAUUCCAUGAUCAAGCUCAAAUUGAAAUCCGUGAAACUGAAGACUCAUUUCAUGUGGCGUAAUCACUUGUGCCUUGUUUUUGAACUUCUUUCGUACAAUUUGUACGACUUAUUAAGAAACACAGAUUUCCAUGGUGUUUCGCUCAAUCUCACAAGGAAGUUUGGGCAACAGUUGGCCAGUACAUUGAUGUUUCUUUCAUCGCCUCAGCUGAAUAUCAUACAUUGCGAUUUGAAACCCGAGAAUGUUCUUUUAUGUAAUCCAAAACGCUCUGCGAUCAAAAUAAUCGAUUUUGGCUCAUCAUGUCAACUUGGUCAUCGUAUUUAUCAAUACAUACAGUCAAGGUUUUAUCGAUCACCUGAAAUCCUCUUGGGUUUGCAGUACGACACAGCCAUUGAUAUGUGGUCUCUCGGUAUAUACUUUUCAAUUCCUGUUGCAUCUAUUUAA
Loa loa (African eye worm) is the source of this 1509-nucleotide messenger RNA. Its product is annotated as CMGC/DYRK/DYRK1 protein kinase. Bases 184 to 1509 code for a protein of 441 amino acids. The transcript is spliced from 9 exons. Gene Ontology annotation, molecular function: ATP binding; transcription coactivator activity; protein serine/threonine kinase activity. Gene Ontology annotation, biological process: positive regulation of DNA-templated transcription; peptidyl-serine phosphorylation; peptidyl-threonine phosphorylation. Lineage: Eukaryota; Metazoa; Nematoda; Chromadorea; Rhabditida; Onchocercidae. The record is from RefSeq and is a predicted model, not a curated record. Gene Ontology annotation, cellular component: nucleus.